AUGCGUCCCCUGCAGGCCCUCCUGCUGCUGCCGCUCGCCGGCGCCCUCCUCAGUGGACCAAGUGCAGAACUGUGGGCUGACCUGAGCGCCGUCCCCUGGCGCCCGGUGCCGACCACUAUCUACAGGAGAGUGCAGUUCGGCUCGGCGUGCCAGUGCCGCGCCGCCUGCGUGGCCGACCCGCGCUGCCAGGCGCUGCAGGUGAGGUGGCUGAGUGACGGCAUGUUCACCUGCAGCCUCUCCAGCCACCGCCGCGGCGCGGCCGAGCCCAUCAAGCCGCCUGCCGACGAGGAGGUCGCCUGGUUCGAGCGGGCCGGCCCGCCCACCCCGGAGGAGAUCUGCUGGCCGGCUGAGAGCGGCUGCCGUCCGCCGACCGACUGCGCCGAGCUGCGCCGUGCCGGCAUCAGCGACAGCGGCGUGUACAGCGUCAGCGUCAGCGAACGGCCCGUGUUCUGCGACAUGGCGACGGACGGCGGCGGCUGGACCCUGCUGCAGCGCCGCGGCGGGCCGAUCUCCAACGCCUCCUUCGCGCAGCCGCUGCUCGCCUACAAGGCCGGCUUCGGCCAGCCGAGCGGCGACCACUGGCUGGGACUGGAGGCGGCCGCGCGACUCGGCGAGCUCCGACCUCAGCUGCUGCGAGUAGACGGCUGGCAGGACGACGAGCUGUGGUUCGCCGUCUACGGGCCGAUCGUGCUGGACGCCGCCGACGAGUACCGGCUGACGGCGCCCUGGCUGGAGGGAAACACCACCGCAGAGCUAGUGACGCCCAGCCGCGACACACGCUUCUACGCGUGCGGCUCAGACACCUACCUGCGCUCGUGGUCGUGCCAGUCCGCCGGCUGGUGGCGCGAUCCUCUUCAGUUUCAACAGGGCACCAACCUGAACGGCGUUUUGCAUCUGGGCGAAUUGGUCAGUCAGUGGGUCACCCCGGCCGGCACCAAGUACCAGCCGACCCGCACCGAGCUGAAACUGAGGGACGCCGACUUCUGA
Molecule: messenger RNA, 987 nt
Organism: Amphibalanus amphitrite
Lineage: Eukaryota; Metazoa; Arthropoda; Thecostraca; Balanomorpha; Balanidae
Product: angiopoietin-4-like
Exons: 1
Coding region: 1-987 (328 amino acids)
Source: RefSeq, a predicted model, not a curated record